AUGGCCAAAAAAGGACUGCUAGAAGCUUUUGAUAUUCUCUUGAGAGAUUUAAUGGACACAAAUAUCUUAUUUGGUGGAAAAGUCGUUGUCUUUGGUGGUGAUUUUAGACAAACUCUUCCUGUUGUUCGCAGUGGAAAAAAGGAUGAUUUCAUUCGAGAGAGUUUACUGUUUUCUGAAAUUUGGAAUCAGCUUGAAAAAUUGCGAUUAUCUGACAAUAUGCGAGCAAAAACAGACCCCACAUUUUGUGAGUACUUGCUAAGAAUUGGGAAUGGAAAAGAAAAAGUACAUGAUAAUGAUAAAAUUCAAAUACCCCAUUGCUUUAUUAUACCUUUUAUUUCUGAAAAUGAAUCAUUAGAUGUCCUAUUUAGACUAACUUAUCCGGAUCUACAUACAUGUACUUCUAAUGUAUCUUCUAUGACCUCUCGUGUAAUUUUGACGACAAAAAAUGACUUCGUUGAUCAAAUGAAUGAUUUGCUUAUAACUCAAUUUCCUGGUGAUCCUAAAACAUAUGUUUCAUUUGAUGAGACUAUUGAACCGAAUGAUCAAAGUCAAUAUGAAGAUUUUCUACACACCCUACAUCCAGCUGGUUUGCCUCCCCACAAAUUGACAUUAAAAAAAUAUUGCCCUGUCAUGUUACUAAGAAAUCUAAAUCCUUGUGAGGGCUUAUGCAAUGGUACUAGACUUAUAUGUAAUGAUCUUCAAAAACAUGUUAUCAGUGCAACAAUUGCAACUGGAGAUUUCAAAAACAAGCAUGUAUUUAUUCCAAGAAUACCAUUAUUAUCAUCUGCAGAUGAAAAAUUGCCUGUUCCUUUUAAAAGAACACAAUAUCCUUUACGCUUAUGUUUUGCUAUGACAAUAAAUAAAGCUCAAGGUCAAACAUUGGACUUUGUUGGAAUUUAUUUACGAGAACCUGUUUUCUCACAUGGACAACUGUAUGUGGCUUUAUCAAGAGCAAGAAGUUCCAAUUGUAUAAAAAUAUUAAUUCGCCCACCAACACCAGAUGAUGACGAUGAUCAUUCAACAUACAACAUAGUCUACAACGAAAUCAUUCAAAAAGCAUUCACAUGA
Messenger RNA from Solanum tuberosum (potato), 1068 nucleotides. RefSeq names its product ATP-dependent DNA helicase PIF1-like. The transcript has a single exon. Bases 1 to 1068 code for a protein of 355 amino acids. Lineage: Eukaryota; Viridiplantae; Streptophyta; Magnoliopsida; Solanales; Solanaceae. Gene Ontology annotation, biological process: telomere maintenance; DNA repair. The record is from RefSeq and is a predicted model, not a curated record. Gene Ontology annotation, molecular function: DNA helicase activity.